Ficedula albicollis (Collared flycatcher) is the source of this 2409-nucleotide messenger RNA. RefSeq names its product RAB3B, member RAS oncogene family (gene RAB3B). Gene Ontology annotation, molecular function: GTPase activity; GTP binding. Gene Ontology annotation, cellular component: plasma membrane; synaptic vesicle; endosome. The coding region runs from base 60 to 740 and encodes 226 amino acids. NCBI's taxonomy places the organism in Eukaryota, Metazoa, Chordata, Aves, Passeriformes, Muscicapidae. Gene Ontology annotation, biological process: regulation of exocytosis; protein localization to plasma membrane; protein secretion. The transcript is spliced from 5 exons. The record is from RefSeq and is a predicted model, not a curated record.
UUCAACAGUGUGACCACUCUCUUGAUUCAUAUACUUACAGCAAAGCCUUCAUCUCUGUCAUGGAUUAUAGAUCUAAAUUGAUGGCUUCAGUAACAGAUGCCAGAUUCAGGCAGAAAGAUACUUCAGACCAAAAUUUUGAUUACAUGUUCAAGCUCCUGAUCAUUGGCAACAGCAGUGUGGGUAAAACAUCCUUCCUCUUCAGAUACGCCGACGACACCUUCACUCCAGCCUUCGUCAGCACAGUGGGGAUCGACUUCAAGGUGAAAACAGUUUACAGGAAUGACAAGAGGGUGAAGCUGCAGAUUUGGGAUACAGCUGGACAAGAAAGAUACAGGACCAUCACUACAGCCUACUACCGAGGAGCCAUGGGCUUUGUCCUCAUGUAUGAUAUCACCAGUGAGGACUCCUUCAAUGCUGUGCAGGACUGGGCCACACAAAUCAAGACUUACUCCUGGGACAAUGCACAAGUGAUCCUGGUUGGAAACAAAUGUGACAUGGAGGAUGACAGGAUUGUUCCUGUGGAGAAGGGGAAACAUCUGGCAGAUCAGCUGGGUUUUGACUAUUUUGAAGCCAGUGCCAAAGAAAACAUCAACGUGAGGCAGGUGUUUGAGCGUCUCGUGGAUAUAAUUUGUGAGAAGAUGUCAGAGAGCAUAGAAUCAGACAAUUCCAGGGGCACUUCUGGAAGGAGCAUGAGGCUCACAGACAACCCCCCCCCUUCACAGCAGAACUGCUCGUGCUAGUGACCUUUCACACUGAGAAAUGUCCUUCUCCCCUGAUUAAAUUUUAUCUUUUCAUUUGUGCUGGUGCAUUGUCGUGUAGUCCAGAGGCAGAAGUGUCUGUUGUAGGAAGCUGGUAUGUUUGUUUAAUGUGCUGGAGUGUUAAUAUUAUGUAUUUCCUCAUCCAAUACUUUAUUAAUCUGAAAAAAUAUUUUCAGUGCACCUUGUGUGAAUGUGAGUUACACUGAAGAAUAAUAAUUGUGUAGUGAUGCAAGUGUUAUUUCUACAGAAAAUGUUGCAUUUUUAAAUUAUAAAUUCCUCUAAUGCAGAAAGUGUUUUUUUGUCAAGGACAGCAGGAAGCACAAAAACCAAUUAGAAGGGAUCAGGUCUAAGAGAAGAAAAGGGAAAACUCUUAUAAAGCAAGAAUAUGCUUUUUUUAAAACAUAAAAUGAACAAACAAAAAACAUCCCCAGAUAUUUUGAGAAUCAUUACUGUCCUCCAGACAUGGACCUCAGUUUUUCUGUAGGAUGGAGCAGAAAGCAGAGCCUUUCUGUCUGACAGUGUGAGGUCCUCCAGAGUGUGAAGAGGAAAGGGACUGGAUUUUGUGUCAAAUCUCUAAACAGAUGAAGAACACAGGAAGGAAUCAAAGCUGCCAGGCUGGGGAGGAGGAGGAGGAGACCUUGCAGCCACCCCUGUAUUUCCUUUCCUGUGCUUUGGCUGAUGCUGAGUGAAGGAGUAAGAGCCCUUCCAGGGGCUGCCCUUGCCUCCAAACUUCUCCAGCACAGCUUGCAGAGUGCUGGGUAUGUUGUUCUGUUGUGUUGCUAAUCCUCUCUCCCCAGAAUCUGACUGUCCUGCAGCCUUUCCUCUGUAUCCUGUAGUUUUACCUCUCCAGGUCUGGAUCUUCUCUUGUCAGCUGUUUGCUGGUGGAUGUGUUGCAGGAUGAAGGAAAAGAGGAAUUGGCUGCUGAAUGCUUAGUUGGAGGCAAAAACAUCUAAAAAAUGGAAAAGCACUGUCUCAGAAAGAUAAAAAUAUCAGAAGCCAAAAUGUGAGUGUAGCAGGUAUUUGUGCCAAUAUUAUUAGAUUUUCUUUCUGCAUUUUGUUGUUGAUUUAUUUUUUUAAUCUUGUUCUAGAUGGGUGUGUGGGGAGGCUAGAUUUUCUGGGUUCAGGUUCAACCACAAAGUAUAAUUUAAGAGAAGUAAUAGUGAGUAGUAAAACACAACUGCAAAUGAAUAAUGGCAAAAACAUCCUGGUAUUCUGUGAACGUUUUGUGACAUCAUGCUUUGAAGGCAGGCAAAAUUUUUAAAGUAAGUGGAUAAGGAGAGAAGUUUGCUGUCUUAAGGGGAAAAUUCUGGGAAGUUUUAUGGCUUUACCUUUGAGUCGAGUGCCAGCCCACUGCCCUGUAAUGUGCUGGAUCAUGACACCAGUGAGUGCUUUUGUAAUUUCCUUCUGUUGUAUCUCAAGGUGUAAUAGCUCUAAGAAGAAAAGCACAAAAUUCUGGGCAAAAGUGCAACUCUUUUGGGGUGGUUUGAGCUCAUUGUGCUAAAGGCUUGAGCCCUCUGUUUGUCUCUUUUGGGAAUCUCCAUGUGCCGUGUUCUGGGUGUGUGUGAUCGUCCUGAGAGUGUGAUUUGUGCAGUGCUGGGACUGUGGUUGUUGUAUCUAAACCCCUCAAACUGCAAAAUAAAGAGAAAUGUAC